AUGAAGUCCCUUCUGUACACACAUCAGAGAUCUCACACAGGGGAGAAGCCAUUUUCCUGUCCUGAGUGCGGGAAAUGUUUUUCAAUAAAGUCCCAUCUUUCCAGACAUCAGAGAUCUCACACGGGGGAAAAGCCAUAUUCCUGUCCUGAGUGUGGGAAAUGUUUUUCAGUGAAGUCUCAUCUUUACAAACAUCAGAGCUCUCACACGGGGGAAAAGCCGUAUUCCUGUUCUGAGUGUGGGAAAUAUUUUUCACAAGUCUUAUCGGUUUACACACAUCAAAGAUCUCACACAGGGGAAAAGCCAUAUUCCUGUCCUGAGUGUGGGAAAUGUUUUUCAUUGAAGUUCUAUCUUUACACACAUCAGAGAUCUCACACGGGGGAAAAGCCGUAUUCCUGUCCUGAGUGUGGGAAAUGUUUUUCAAGUAAGUCCUAUGUUUACAUACAUCAGAGAUCUCACACGGGGGAGAAGCCGUAUUCCUGUGUCCUGAGUGCGGGAAAUGUUUUUCACGUAAGUCCAGUCUUUACACACAUCAGAGAUCUCACACAGGGGAGAAAACCGUAUUCCUGUCCUGAGUGCGGGAAAUGUUUUUCACAGAAGUCCUAUCUUUCCAGACAUCAGAGAUCUCACACGGGGAAAAGCCACUUUCCUGUCCUAAGUGAGGGAAAUGUUCCUCACUGA
Molecule: messenger RNA, 678 nt
Organism: Staurois parvus
Lineage: Eukaryota; Metazoa; Chordata; Amphibia; Anura; Ranidae
Source: the annotation of a GenBank genome assembly